GCGCUCUGUUGUCAUGCGCACUGACUGCAGCUCAGAUGAGACGCACACACGCACACAUCUCCUCCUCAGUCCAUCCUCGUCCUCACACUCAUCGUAUCUUCCUCAUGAGGUGCACAACUGCAUUUAAGAUUUAUCAGCACCACACUGAAUCCAUGUGCCGAUAACAGAGAUAAAGACUGCAGCAACAGUUUAUAUACAGAACUGUAAUGCAUGCAGAGAACCCAAACCCCGAACUGACAAACCCAAACUGAUUCUCCAUACCGAACAAACUACAGAAACACGAUGGAGAUCUACCAUCUUGACCAGUCGUCAUGACUAAAACUUUGUGGUGUGUUGACGUACCUACAUAGACAAAAUCAAGACUUCACUUUCAAACUGUGCUCUGAUUGGCUGGUCCAGCAUGCGCACCUGUCAUCUGUUGUGACCGGGGUUUGGCAGCAGCAUGCGUCCAUGGGCGGGCUCAUGGCGCUGGAUAGCGCUGGUUCUCUUGGCCUGGGGGACGUUGCUCUUUUAUAUUGGGGGUCAUCUGGUGAAGGACAGCGACCGCGUGCCGCGCUCCAGCCGGGAAUUGGCGAAGAUCCUGACCAAGCUGGAGAGAUUAAAACAGCAGAAUGAAGACUUAAGGCGCAUGGCUCAGUCGCUACGGAUUCCUGAAGGACAGUCGGAUGGGCCGAUAUCUUCAGGAAGACUCCGAUCUCUUGAGGAGCAGCUGACCCGAGCCAAACAGAAGAUUCAGAGUUUCCAGAGACUGUCAGGAGAAGUGGGUCCCGGUCGAGAGCAGGAAGAGUUAAGGAGGAAAGUGGAGAAUGGCGUAAGAGAACUGUGGUACUUCAUUCACAGUGAGAUUCAGAAGAUGAGUCACAUUAACCCGACGGAGAGACAGAAACACACGGAUGCUCUGCUCCAGGAUCUGGGACAUCAACAGAGAAGCGUCAUGAUGGACCUGCAGGCGUUGAGUCAGGCAGAUGGUGCAGGUGAAUGGAGAGAGAAAGAAGCCAAAGAUCUUUCAACGCUGGUGCAGAACCGAAUCUCUUACCUGCAGAACCCACAGGACUGCAGUAAAGCUCGUAAGUUGGUGUGUAACAUCAAUAAGGGUUGUGGGUUCGGCUGUCAGCUUCAUCAUGUGGUUUACUGCUUCAUGAUCGCCUACGGCACACAAAGAGUUUUGAUUCUUGAAUCCCACAACUGGCGUUACGCUCCUAACGGCUGGGAGACGGUGUUUCACCCGGUCAGUGACACCUGCACGGAUCGAUCCGGAACCACGACCGGACACUGGUCAGGUGAAGCCCAUGAUCGUGAUGUACAGGUGGUGGAGUUGCCAAUCGUCGACAGCCUUCAUCCCAGACCUCCAUAUCUUCCUCUCGCUAUCCCAGAAGACCUUGCUCCCCGCCUGCAGAGGCUGCACGGUGACCCGUCUGUGUGGUGGGUAUCUCAGUUUGUCAAGUAUCUGAUCCGCCCGCAGGCGUGGUUAGAGAAGGAGAUCCAGCAAACGGGAGUUAAACUGGGCUUUAAACACCCGAUUAUUGGGGUUCACGUCAGACGCACAGAUAAAGUUGGAACAGAAGCAGCGUUUCACCCUAUAGAGGAGUAUAUGGUGCAUGUCGAAGAACAUUUUCAGUAUUUGUCCCAGAGGGCCCAUGUGGAUAAAAAGCGCGUGUACCUGGCAACCGAUGACCCCUCACUGUUACAGGAAGCUCAAACUAAGUAUGCAGACUAUGAGUUCAUCAGUGAUAACAGCAUCUCAUGGUCGGCGAGUUUACACAACCGUUACACUGAGAAUUCACUUCGAGGUGUCAUACUAGACAUCCACUUUCUGUCUCAGACUGACUUUCUGGUCUGCACCUUCUCCUCACAGGUGUGCCGUGUGGCUUAUGAAAUCAUGCAGACUCUUCACCCGGACGCAUCAUCGUUCUUCCGAUCAUUGGAUGAUAUUUACUAUUUCGGUGGACAGAACGCACACGACCAGAUUGCCGUGUACCCACAUCAGCCCCGCACGGCCGAGGACAUCCCACUGGAGCCCGGAGACGUCGUCGGUGUGGCUGGAAACCACUGGGACGGAUUCUCCAAAGGAAUAAACCGCAAACUGGGACGAACUGGCCUAUAUCCCUCUUAUAAAGUAAAGGAGAAGAUCGAGACAGUGAAAUAUCCCACAUACCCUGAGGCAGACAAACUGCUGAGCUUAUAGAGAUCAGUUUGUGUAGAGUUAUCACACGAGGACGCCGGACACACAGAGAAAUUGUGUUUUAUCUCACUGAGGUUUAGAUCAUUUCAUUAUGAUCACAUUGACUGCGCAGAGACGCCACUGAGAAACAAAUCAACAAGGGACUUUUUUCAUACUGUA
Misgurnus anguillicaudatus (oriental weatherfish) is the source of this 2341-nucleotide messenger RNA. It is a transcript of the gene fut8b, whose product is annotated as fucosyltransferase 8b (alpha (1,6) fucosyltransferase). Gene Ontology annotation, biological process: protein N-linked glycosylation. The record is from RefSeq and is a predicted model, not a curated record. NCBI's taxonomy places the organism in Eukaryota, Metazoa, Chordata, Actinopteri, Cypriniformes, Cobitidae. Gene Ontology annotation, molecular function: glycoprotein 6-alpha-L-fucosyltransferase activity; protein binding. Gene Ontology annotation, cellular component: Golgi cisterna membrane.